AUGCGUUGCUCUGUAUAUCGACUUAGGUAUUCAUUAGGAAAUCAGCUGUGGGCCCCAUUCCUUCACAAUGAUGUUUGUACCCAGACUGAUGUGGAAGAAUUGCCAACAAUCAAGCUGCUCUCUGAGACCACUGCGCAACUCACGACGAGUAUGGAGAUCCUCAGGAAAGAGUUAAUGAGUAAAGUAAAGUUUAUACUGGCUCAGAAUGAGGCCAGACUACAACAAGAGGCCGAAUCUCUCUACGAAAAAAUUUGCAGCAAGCUAAAGAGCUUGGAGCAUCACCACAAGGAGAAAGUGUCUGUUCUGCGAGCAAGUUACAAACAACAGCUUUCACAAGCUAUACAAGUGGUCAGAGCCAACUAUAUGAGGGAUAAAGGAGAAACGGUGGAGGUCACCCAGAGCGAGAAGAUUAGAACGAGGGACAUGGUGGGCGAGAUUCAGGAGAAGGAUCUGCAGAUCGAGUCUCUGAUGGAACAGAUAAAAGAGUAUGAGGAGAAAUUACUCACCCAGAACAACUCAGAGGGAGAAGAGGAUGCUGAAAAAGAAUGGCUGAGGGAAGAGAAUAGGAGACUGAAAGAUAAAAUCGACUCUCUUCACGUCGAGAUGGAUCAGAUCCACUUAGACCUGGACAGCAAAGAGGCUGAGUUGGAGGACUUAGCUCUGAAUGUACAGCAGCUGAAAUCAAAGGCUGAGGAGGAUAAAAAGGCCUUUCAAAAGUUAACCAAUGACAGUGAUCUCCUGAAAGCACAGCUUCAUCUCGAGAGGGAGAGUGGUAAGAAAAAGAUAAAAGAACUGCAGCAAAAAAUGGAGAAGGAAAUUGAAAGCAUUGAGAAAUCCCACAAGAGCGAGCAACUAGCGGUGGAAAAGAAGUAUAAGGAGCAAAGACAAGCAGAGAAAGAAAGACAGAAAGAGGUGGUUCUCGCACAAGAGGCCGCUAUGAAAGCGCAGGCGGCCACAGGGAGAGAGCAAUUAAGCGAAGAGACGGAUUUGCUGCAAAAGCUGCACGAGUUAAGAAACACAGAGACCGUGCAGAAAAAGCUAAUCAUAAGGCUUGAAAAGAAGUUGGACCUUACCAAUCAGAUGUGGGAGAAGAAGUUUGAGAUUUUGAGGGAGAGUUUCCACACCAUCAAGGACGAGAUGUUUCUUCGGCACAUGUUACAGAGACAAGCAGCCAUGCUCCAUCAAGCCUCUGUCAGUUAUACACCCGGCAUAGGUGCAGGAGGGCCCCAAAAGACCGACAAGUCUGUUGGGACUACGCGUGUCCGUGCCCUGAGCCAGAGAGGCACACGUGAACUCCCGCGUCCAGAAUCCCGUUUGGAGGCAGAAGCUGAGACUGAUGAAGACUUGGGUGCGAUUCUUCCUCUGUCCCUUCCACUUCCUUCAAACAGGCAAAACCCUGCUUCUGCAGUUCUCAACACCAAUGAGUCUCCACAGUGA
Molecule: messenger RNA, 1437 nt
Organism: Chanos chanos (milkfish)
Lineage: Eukaryota; Metazoa; Chordata; Actinopteri; Gonorynchiformes; Chanidae
Gene: c5h10orf67
Product: chromosome 5 C10orf67 homolog
Exons: 14
Coding region: 1-1437 (478 amino acids)
Source: RefSeq, a predicted model, not a curated record